Molecule: messenger RNA, 1359 nt
Organism: Psammomys obesus (fat sand rat)
Lineage: Eukaryota; Metazoa; Chordata; Mammalia; Rodentia; Muridae
Product: glutamate receptor ionotropic, NMDA 1-like
Exons: 7
Source: RefSeq, a predicted model, not a curated record
AGUAGGCGCGCCCUCGACUCAGCGUCAGGAAGUGGGGGCGGUGGGAGGAGUAGGACGCGUAGGUCCUGCUCAUGACUCCGCAGCGGCUGCAGUCGCGGCAGCAUCGGGACCAGCCGCGCAGCCUGCGCGGCUGUCCUUUCCGCUUUUUCUGCGCCGGUGUUCGAGCAGCGCCAAGCACGCUUCAGCACCUCGGACAGCGCCCGCCGCCCCUGCCCCGGGCUCCAGGAGGCCCCGCGGGUGCUUUGCCGCGCCGGGGGCCCGCGGGUGGUACCUCGCGAGGUCGUCGCUCUCGUGCAACCCAGCACUAGGCCCGCCGUGCCCGGAGCUCAUGAACACCAUGCACUUGCUGACAUUCGCCCUGCUUUUCUCCUGCUCCUUCGCCCGCGCCGCCUGCGACCCCAAGAUCGUCAACAUCGGUGCAGUGCUGAGCACGCGCAAGCACGAGCAGAUGUUCCGCGAGGCUGUGAACCAGGCCAAUAAGCGACAUGGCUCUUGGAAGAUACAGCUCAACGCCACCUCUGUCACCCACAAGCCCAACGCCAUACAGAUGGCCUUGUCAGUGUGUGAGGACCUCAUCUCCAGCCAGGUCUAUGCUAUCUUAGUGAGUCACCCGCCCACCCCCAACGACCACUUCACACCCACCCCUGUCUCGUACACAGCUGGCUUCUACAGAAUCCCUGUUCUGGGACUGACUACUCGAAUGUCCAUCUACUCUGACAAGAGCAUCCACCUGAGCUUCCUACGCACCGUGCCACCUUACUCCCACCAGUCCAGCGUCUGGUUUGAGAUGAUGCGUGUCUACAACUGGAAUCAUAUCAUCCUGCUGGUCAGUGAUGACCAUGAGGGCCGGGCAGCACAGAAGCGCCUAGAGACAUUGCUAGAGGAGCGGGAAUCCAAGAGUAAAAAAAGGAACUAUGAAAACCUCGACCAACUGUCCUAUGACAACAAGCGCGGACCCAAGGCAGAGAAGGUGCUGCAGUUUGACCCAGGAACCAAGAAUGUGACGGCUCUGCUGAUGGAGGCGCGGGAACUGGAAGCCCGGGUCAUCAUCCUUUCUGCAAGCGAGGACGACGCUGCCACCGUAUACCGCGCAGCUGCGAUGCUGAACAUGACCGGCUCUGGGUACGUGUGGCUGGUGGGGGAGCGCGAGAUCUCAGGGAACGCCCUGCGCUACGCUCCUGAUGGCAUCAUCGGACUUCAGCUCAUCAACGGCAAGAAUGAGUCGGCCCACAUCAGUGACGCCGUGGGCGUGGUGGCUCAGGCAGUUCAUGAGCUCCUAGAGAAGGAGAACAUCACUGACCCGCCGCGGGGUUGCGUGGGCAACACCAACAUCUGGAAGACCGGACCACUGUUCAAGAG